AUGUCGCAUUCGCCCUCGCCCACAGCUCCUGCGCCUGCGAAGCAGCAAUCCGACUCGGAGCCUCCCUUCUAUUCCAACCCUACCUUGGACGUUCCGGCUGUUGGCGUGGACGGACGACCACCGCCAGUAAAGUACAUGUCAACGCCCGCAUAUCAGAGCCCGUUACGACACCACAAGCGCGCUGCCUCGAGCACCAGACGAGUCAAAGAAACCUUCAAUGCGCGCUCCGAGUACAGCAACAGCGAAGAUGACGGCAGCGCCCAACAUCGCAUCAACCAAUACCUGGUGAAGCAGGAGAUUGGUCGCGGCUCGUUUGGGGCAGUCCACCUCGCCGUAGACCAGUAUGGCCAAGAAUAUGCUGUCAAGGAGUUUUCAAAGUCUCGACUGCGAAAACGCGCGCAAUCCAACCUCCUCCGCCGACCGGGAGGCCAACGACGGCUGCGCGCCCUGCCUGCUGGCAUAGGCUUCAACUCCCCGCUGCAUCGACACUCGACCACCGAAGAGAACAACUCCUUUGAGCUGAUCAAGGAAGAAAUCGCCAUCAUGAAGAAGCUAAAUCACCCAAAUCUUGUGACAUUGAUCGAAGUGCUCGACGAUCCAGAAGAAGACUCGUUAUACAUGGUCAUGGAGAUGUGUAAAAAGGGCGUCGUGAUGCAGGUAGGCCUCGAGGAGCGCGCCGACCCGUACAGCGAAGAACAUUGCCGGUGUUGGUUUCGAGACAUGAUACUCGGCCUUGAGUACCUCCAUGCCCAGGGCAUCAUUCAUCGAGACAUCAAACCCGACAACUGCCUUAUCAAUGAAGAGGACGUGCUGAAGAUUGUCGAUUUUGGCGUAUCAGAAAUGUUCGACAAGGAAGGCGAGAUGAAGACCGCCAAAUCCGCCGGCUCACCAGCCUUCAUGCCACCGGAACUAUGUGUAGCGAAACAUGGUCAUGUCUCGGGCCGAGCUGCGGAUAUAUGGUCCAUGGGAUGCACGCUAUAUUGCCUCCUCUUCGGGAGGAUACCGUUCGAGCAGCAUGGCAUGAUCGAAUUGUAUGAGUCAAUACGAAACGACCCAAUAGAGUUUGAGAGCGAGUGUAACCCUGAGCUCAAAGAGUUGCUGUGCAGGCUCCUGGAAAAGGAUCCAAUGAAGCGAAUUACCAUGGAGGAGAUACGAGAACAUCCGUGGGUCACGAAACAGGGAAAAGACCCUUUACUACCAAAGUCGGAAAAUGUUGCCAUCAUAAUAGAGCCGCCGACGGAUGAAGAAGUCAAUGCUGCCAUUACCGGGAACAUGGGCCAUCUCGUAACAGUGGUACGAGCAGUCAAACGCUUCAAGCAACUCCUCUUCAGACGACGACCGGAGCGUAUAGAAAGCAUACUCGGUGGUGCAUCACGUAUCGUCCAGCCUCCAAUGUCUAUGCGACCAUCUGUGCUGCGGAAGUCAAAAUCCCAAGACACGCACGAUCGGCGACCUGUCGAGGGCGCACUUACUACAGAGGGUGUACACCACGAGAUCCAGAUUGACGACAAGAAUCGCAAGGUUCAGUACAACGACGUGACAUAUACUAAACCGGGAUUUAAAGCGGAACCAUUCGGAAGCCGACCUUCACCAAAGGUUGUAGCAACCAGUAGCCCUGAUACUCGACAGUCGCCAGGCUUCGACGGCGGUAAAGUCGUACACGAUAACAUGUCGCACCGCCCAUCACCAACACACGUCGCCAUGCCCGGCUCAUUCCCUAUAUCAGCACCAACAACACCCAUCGGAAAAGGGCACGCCCACAACCCACUAGAAGAUACUCUCUAUCUCAGCAUUGGCACCGGCGAAGACUGUUCCAUCGACCCCGACGAAGCAUACAUCGUCUCCGAAUCCCCCUCAAACGUCGACAUGAAUGUCUACGAAACCGCCUACGAAGAAGAAGUCCAGCGCAUCAUUGCGCAACGCAAAGACCAAUACAGCACUACCCGCCGCCCAACGCUUUACCUCACUCGCCGCGUUGAAUACGUCAAAUCCAUCCGCGAGAACGACUGCAUAUUCGAUGAAGGCCAAGACUUUCGUCGCGACCUCAAGGGCAGCUUUAAGAGCUUCGUCACAAAGACAAAAGAAGACAUCGAGGCAAGAGGCGAGCUGCAGAAGUUGCAGGAGGGGAAGGAAGGGAAACUGAGUAGAACGAUGCGUAAUGUUAGGGGGGCCAAGAGAUUGGUCGAAGAGGCGAGGGAGAGGGUCAAGGUUGAGGAGAGGGAAAGGGAGCGCGAGAGGAGUAGGAGCGCAACGCCGAUCAGAAAAGAUAGCUCAGGAGCAGGUAGUGCGCCUAGUCGGAGCGGGACGCCAGUGGGAAGUUGA
Messenger RNA from Cucurbitaria berberidis CBS 394.84, 2322 nucleotides. RefSeq names its product Pkinase-domain-containing protein. The record is from RefSeq and is a predicted model, not a curated record. Gene Ontology annotation, cellular component: cytoplasm. The coding region runs from base 1 to 2322 and encodes 773 amino acids. The transcript has 7 exons. NCBI's taxonomy places the organism in Eukaryota, Fungi, Ascomycota, Dothideomycetes, Pleosporales, Cucurbitariaceae. Gene Ontology annotation, molecular function: protein serine/threonine kinase activity; ATP binding. Gene Ontology annotation, biological process: protein phosphorylation; intracellular signal transduction.